Molecule: messenger RNA, 582 nt
Organism: Camelina sativa (false flax)
Lineage: Eukaryota; Viridiplantae; Streptophyta; Magnoliopsida; Brassicales; Brassicaceae
Source: RefSeq, a predicted model, not a curated record
AUGGGGGCUUACUCGUUCUCCAGGAUCUUUGGUGAGUUUCUUUGUCGAGUCAACAAUCAAGAAGCUAUUAGUCUUAGGUAUAACACCGAUGGAUGGGUCUUGAUUUACGUAGAAGCUAGGGAUGGAGCUCCUAUGUAUUACGUUGGAAACCCUUUGUCACAAGAAUGGUUUCAAAUCCCGCUCUCUCCUUUACUUUAUCGCCAAGAUCUUGUGAAAUUAUGGAGGUACGAUAGUUUCAACGAUAUUGGAUUGGUUACAAAAAUUCAUAGUGGUGUUGUUGUGAGUUACAAGGUUGUGUGGAUGAUCACUCGCGAUGCUACUAAAGUCGAUUUUGCGAUUUACUCAUCUGAUAUACACAAGUUGAUUGCUUUGAAUGAGAUUCUCCUCUGGGAUUCAAAUAUCAACAGUUCUUUUGUAGCCUACGACUUCUAUGGUGGUCAUGCUGCUGCUGCUGAUGGGUGUUGUGCCGUAUAUUUCCCUGAUAGUGGACAAGAUUAUGACAUACCGCGUUUUAGGAGAACAAUCACAACCUCGGAAGGGUCUAUUUUGUAUAUCAACGAGUUCCGCGAGAAUGAUGAUUGA